AUGACCCGCCGAGAGCACCUCCGCCGGCAGUAUGAGGAGCAGAAAGGAGAACUGGACCGAGCCCACGCGGUGCUCGGAUACCUACAGGGCGGAUCCGACAGCGAGGCCGCCGAGUGUCUGGCCCGAUUGCGAAUUGGCUGCACCGUCGACCAAGUCUAUCACAUGCUAGGCUCCCGUUCUCCCGGCCUGGACGGUAGACAGAUGUCCCCGGAAGCAGCACACGUCGCCGCACAGCUCAGCUCGAGCCACCUGUCAACAGCACUCACCGGAGGUCCCAGCACGAUAUCGACUGAUGGCGGAGACUUCGAUGGCGCGGCGUUGCCAGUGGGUGCUGGUCCCCCGAGAGACACCACAGGACCCUCCAUGUAUGCAUCACCGCGCAGUUGGGACGAGGCGCUGUUGACUUCUGCGUCCACGGAAUACCCUACAUCGCCGUGGUCAGACAUACUGGAUCUUGCGCUUCAACAGUAG
This is a messenger RNA of Lecanosticta acicola, 471 nucleotides long. The record is from the annotation of a GenBank genome assembly. Lineage: Eukaryota; Fungi; Ascomycota; Dothideomycetes; Mycosphaerellales; Mycosphaerellaceae.